CGGCGAAGCUUUGCAAAAUUUCCCAUUCUUGUCGGUCACCAGUCUCCGCUCUCCAAAUUUUGCCUUCCCACUUUACACUUUCUCUGCGUCCUUUAAACGAUACAAUCAUUAGUAGAAUCGUUUCAAAGUUACCUUUUGUAUUUAUUUUUACCCGAAUGUUUCCUCCAAACCCUAGCCUUUUUCACGCAAAGCCAUCCCCACUACCCCCUUUCCCAUCCAGGACCUCCGUCCGCUGCUCCGCCACCGGCGAAAUUCCCGCCGGCCCAAUAUUCCCCAAGUGGUUCCACUUCCCGACCACGACCACGGCAGGUUCCGACAUUUUUGGAGGAGGUGUCCGAAUCGGACAAGACAACUUAGAAGCUCCCGCUGGUAGCAGCAUUAAGGUUAAGAAAUGGUCGAGGAACAGAGAGAGUUAUUUGAGUAAUGACGAUGAUCCUCUCCCUCUUCCCAUGACUUACCCUGAUACUUCCCCUGUUACCCCAGAGGAAAUUGAUAAGCGACUCCAAUGUGAUCCCAAAAUUCAGAAUUGCAAAGAAGUGGUAUAUGAAUGGACUGGGGAGUGCAGGAGUUGUCAAGGGACUGGACUUGUCAGCUACUACAAUAAAAGAGGCAAAGAGAUUAUUUGCAAAUGUAUACCUUGCCUUGGAAUUGGUACAUGCUUCUUCUUCUUAUUUGCUACCACAAAGUUGCAAUUGAAUUCCAAUUUGGAAGGUUACGUGCAGAAGAUAACAGCUCGUAAGGACAUUGAAGUGAUGGAGGAUUUGGAUAAUGGAAAACCAGCGUGACACAAAUACAGCUUUUCUUUUUAAGCGGGAAUAAUUUGUAAACAGCUUGUCUGAGUUCUAUUCUUUCAACACCUUUUUCCACAUUUCAUGUAGAUUACCCUUUACAUGGAUAGAGGUGAAAGGCAGCCUCUUGGCGAGAAAAGUUAGGUUAAAAGAUUAGUCUGGUUGACACUUAACAGAGGCAAAAGGAAUUGCUUGUAACUUUAUCAAAGAAUGUAUUCUUAAGGUUCUCUUCCUCUGC
Theobroma umbraticum is the source of this 1026-nucleotide messenger RNA. It is a transcript of the gene SCO2, whose product is annotated as protein disulfide isomerase. NCBI's taxonomy places the organism in Eukaryota, Viridiplantae, Streptophyta, Magnoliopsida, Malvales, Malvaceae. The record is from RefSeq and is a predicted model, not a curated record.